This is a messenger RNA of Portunus trituberculatus (swimming crab), 898 nucleotides long. RefSeq lists its product as uncharacterized. The record is from RefSeq and is a predicted model, not a curated record. Bases 297 to 800 code for a protein of 167 amino acids. NCBI's taxonomy places the organism in Eukaryota, Metazoa, Arthropoda, Malacostraca, Decapoda, Portunidae. The transcript is spliced from 6 exons.
UGGCAACGAGCGGGUGGUUGGCGCCGGAGAACUGAGAAGGGGUUCCCGGGAUCACCCAAGUCACCAACUCGAGCAGAGUCGAGCUACAUAUUCUGUCUUCUUAUGGUCAUGUUUGUCUUUAUCGUUGUUCUUCAAAGUCAGUUUCUCAAAGCUGAAAAUUCGCAGUAAGCACUGGCAAAAAACCGACUUCGUAUGAUCGUAUCAGUUGGGUCAGUGGUCAACGGUCACCACGCUGCCUAGAGUUUCUUUCGAACUGAAUUCUCCCUGGCUGUUAAUGAGCGGACUCCUACAGUAGCAUGGAGGACUCCCUCGAGAUGUCCAGGUAUACUGAUGAAGAGUACGAGUUGGCCUGCAGGCAGAGGCUUGAAAGAGAGAGUGUCAUAUAUGAGCGACUCAUCACAUACUUAAGGACCACAAGGCAUGCCCCAGGACUUACAGAUACUGAAAGGAAGCAAGUAUUACAACGGGCAAGGAACUUUCAGUGGAAUGAGCAUGAUCAAAAGCUGUACAAGCUGGACUACGAUAGAAAGUGUUCACGACUUGUGGUGAGGUCUUAUGAGGAUAAUAUGGCCUUGUUACACCAGUAUCAUGGCAGUCCCACUUCAGGGCAUUGUGGGUUGAAUGCUACUUUUGAGAAGAUGUCCCAAGAUUACUAUUGGCGAAACAUGACUCAGGACAUCAAACACUAUAUUGCAACAUGUACAUGUCAACCCUUGAGGAGACAACCCUCAGAAAUGUGCCUUAUGAAGAUAAAGGAGCCUUGGAAACUUACAGGAGUCAACUUGAUGGUGGCAUCAUAGUGGAUGAGUCUUGGAGAGAGGAUACAGAGGAGAGGAAUGACCAGUUGACUGACAAUGGCAGUCCCAACAGCCCUGGAGACAUCUCACAACUUGGUGAA